Aspergillus homomorphus CBS 101889 is the source of this 972-nucleotide messenger RNA. Its product is annotated as beta-ketoacyl [acyl carrier protein] synthase domain-containing protein. Bases 1 to 972 code for a protein of 323 amino acids. Gene Ontology annotation, molecular function: fatty acid synthase activity; 3-oxoacyl-[acyl-carrier-protein] synthase activity. Gene Ontology annotation, biological process: fatty acid biosynthetic process; secondary metabolite biosynthetic process. The record is from RefSeq and is a predicted model, not a curated record. NCBI's taxonomy places the organism in Eukaryota, Fungi, Ascomycota, Eurotiomycetes, Eurotiales, Aspergillaceae. The transcript has 7 exons.
AUGUAUACCAACGACGCUGAUGGCAGGAUGGCUUCCAUCGACUGCCUGCCAGAAAAAGAGGACCUUGAUAAAAUAGGCUGUCGACUACCGGGGGACAUCCAGUAUCCGGUGGAUUUCUGGAAACUGAUUAUGGAAAAAGGCACUGGCCGUACGCCCAAGGUGCCAGAGUCCUGUUUCAACAUCAAUGCUUAUCUUUACCCGGACAAUAAACGACCGGGAUCGUUCAACAUUCCUGGAGGCUAUUUUCUGAACAGCUCCCUCCAGGAGUCUAACCCAAUAAUGUUCAAUAUCUCCCCUACUGAGGCCAUGUGGAUGAUUCCGCAGCAGCAGAUGCUCCUCGAAGUAGUCUAUAAGGCGUUGGAGGCCGGUGGCGUCACGUUGGGAGUAAUCAUUGGCUCUUCGACCGCAUGUUUUAUGUCGUUCAAAGAACCCGAUUUACGCCACAGCUACGCCGCUACUGGAGUAGAUCCGGGUCUGAUCAGUAACCGCAUCAGUCAUGUCUUUAACCUCAAAGGACCUAGCAUCACAGUGAACACGGCCUGUUCGUCUUCAGUUUAUGCCUUGCACAAUGCCUGCAAUGCCUUGUGUAAUAAGGAAUACUCUACUGCAGUGCAUAUAAAUACGGCUAAAUUGGGUGUUCCGUUCCUGACAUCUACCUGCCAUACAUUCGAUAUUGCGUUAAACGGAUAUAACUGCGCAGACGCCGUGGGUGUCGUCUACCUGAAGCGGCUCAGCGAUGCCAUUGAGGAUGAUGAUUGCAGUAACGGAAAGGUACCGGGGGUAGGCAUUACGCACCCAAACUUGGAGGGUCAAGAACGAGUGAUUCGCCACGCUUAUCAACGGGGUGGUAAUCUGGAUCCAAAUCUGACGAGCUACUUCGAGUGUCACGGCACUGGCUCCCCUAUCAGUGAUCCUCUUGAGGUCCAUGCAGUGGCCAAAGCAAUGAACGAGACGCGCGCCCCCGAUGAAUAG